AUGAAGCCAAAAACAUCUCUUUCCCAGCCAAAGGAAAGGACUUGCUGUCAAGUAUUCUGGGCUAUCUUUCCCCAUGCUUGCUUCAUUUGUUCUUUAGUGGUCUAUGCCCUUCUGGGAGCUCUCAUGUUUUCUCAUGUGGAAGGCUGCAGACAGAGCCAUGAAAGUGAAGCAUACAGGAGCUUCAUGCUGAGACUGUGGAAUCUUUCAAAGGAUUUGUCAGAUAAUGAGACCAACAAUGAGAUAUUUACAAACAGAACACGUGACCUGAUCAAUGAAAUUGACUUUGCAUGGUUUAUUGAUCCCUCAAAGAAAUGGUCCUUCCUUGGCUCUCUCUUUUUCUGCUGCACUGUCUUCACAACAGUGGGUUAUGGUCAUAUUUAUCCUGUGACAAGACUUGGGAAAUACUUGUGCAUGUUGUAUGCAUUGUUUGGCAUACCUCUCAUGUUCCUAGUCCUUACUGACAUGGGCGACAUCCUAUCAGCUAUUUUAUCCACCUCUUACAAUCGAGCCCGGAAACUGCAAUCCAAAGUGUUAGCCAGGCUUUCUUUUGGGUCUUGUUGUAAGAAAAACCCUGAUUCCAAAGGAGGCUCAGCUUCCCUUGGGCCAACCAAAAUAGUUCUUCUUGAACCUUUAAAUAUUAGGGAUGCUUUGAAAAAUAAUUCUUCCUUUAAGAAAAAGCCUGGACAGUAUCAAAACAUUGAGAUUUUUGAAAGGCUUAUUGUCAGAGAAAAUGCAUUUCUUACACCGCCAAACCUGACCAGAUUUGAACGAUGGAAUUCGUGUCCUGAAUUAGACAAAGGAGCAAUGGUGAAUCACAUGAUUAGCAACAUCAAUAACAUAGGGAAGGAAGUAGAGAAGUUGGAUGUGCCCUUUUCACUGAUGACUUUGAUUGUUUUUGCAUACAUCUCCUGUGCUGCGGCUGUUCUUCCCCAUUGGGAAAGAGCCUUAAAUUUUGAGGAAGCUUUCUAUUUUUGUUUUAUCACCUUAACCACCAUUGGCUUUGGUGAUGUCAAACUGCAGCACCCCAACUUUUUUUUGUUUCUCUCAGUUUAUAUUGUGGUUGGCAUGGAAAUUGUCAUAAUUGCUUUCAAGCUGGGACAAGACAGGAUCCUUGGUCUGUACAAGAAGCUGCUUUUCUGCAUCAGUCGAAAAAAAGUUUCAGACAAAACAGCAUGA
Molecule: messenger RNA, 1176 nt
Organism: Python bivittatus (Burmese python)
Lineage: Eukaryota; Metazoa; Chordata; Lepidosauria; Squamata; Pythonidae
Gene: KCNK18
Product: potassium two pore domain channel subfamily K member 18
Biological process (GO): potassium ion transmembrane transport; stabilization of membrane potential
Cellular component (GO): plasma membrane
Molecular function (GO): outward rectifier potassium channel activity; potassium ion leak channel activity
Source: RefSeq, a predicted model, not a curated record